Messenger RNA from Aspergillus steynii IBT 23096, 1431 nucleotides. Its product is annotated as FAD-dependent oxidoreductase. The transcript is spliced from 4 exons. Gene Ontology annotation, molecular function: FAD binding. The record is from RefSeq and is a predicted model, not a curated record. Lineage: Eukaryota; Fungi; Ascomycota; Eurotiomycetes; Eurotiales; Aspergillaceae. The coding region runs from base 1 to 1431 and encodes 476 amino acids.
AUGGGUUCUGCCGAGCGACCCUUCCGCGUCAUCGUCGUUGGCGGUGGUGUGGGAGGUCUUACAGCCGCCCAUACUCUCCACCGGGCCGGCAUUGACUAUGUGGUGUUGGAAAAGGGCCUUGUCGCUCCACCCAUGGGGGCUAGUAUUGGCAUUUACCCCCAUGGCUCUCGGAUUCUAGAGCAGAUUGGCUGUCUAGCCGACGUGGAGGCAGAGUGUGUUUCGCUGGGCAAAAGUCAGAACCUCCUGCCGGACGGGAGAACCAUCUUCAGCAGUGACUUCUUCCAUUACUCGAGGACAUAUCAUGGCUACCCUAUUCCCGUCCUCGAACGACGCCGGUUCUUGGAAAUCCUCUACGAGAAUACCCCCGAUAAGACCAAGAUUCGGUCUGAAACUGCCGUGGUCGAUGUCAUUGACCACGACAAGGGAGUCAAGGUCGUCUUGGCCGAUGGUAGUGUCGAGGAGGGAGACUUGGUUUUGGGCUGCGAUGGCGUGCACAGCAACAUCCGGAACAUAAUGUGGCGCAAUGCCAAUGCUGCUGUCCCUGGCUUGAUCACCACUGCGGAAAAGAAGUCUUUGAUUUGUGACUGGACGGCCCUUGCAGGCUUCAGUCCUACGGUCCCAGGAAUGAGUAACUGCAACAUGACCUGCACUCACUACCCCGGCAAGUCCUUCCUGGUGAUCGGUCAGAAGAAGUACACCUUCUGGUUUGUCUUCUUCAAGAACGAAGAGACUCGCUACUGGCCGAGCUCGCCCCGAUGGACCGCGCAGGACGCCGAAAAGCGAGCUGCGGAGUGUGCUGAUUGCCCGAUCUCCGACACGCAGGUCUUUGGUGAGCUGUGGCGGUCUCGCGUUCGAGGCGACCUGGUCAACGUCGAGGAGGGACUGUUCAAGCAUAUGUACUUCGGUCGGAUUGUGCUUGCAGGAGAUGCCGUCCACAAGAUGACACCGAACAUUGGACUCGGCGGCAACGCCAGCAUGGAGAGCGUCGUCGUUCUCUCGAACCUCUUGCAUCGCGCCGUCCAGGCCCAUUCCAGCGGCAAACCGGACAAGAAGAUGCUUGGGGCGAUCCUCGAGGAGUACCAAACGCUGCGAUAUGAUCGCAUGCAGAAGGUCAUCCACUUCUCCGGGGAGGCCACCCGGCUCCAAGCCUGGGACAGCUUGUACUAUAAGGCAAUGUCGCGUGUUAUUCCGUACCUUCCAGACACGACGUCAGCAAAGAAGACCGGAGAGCUGAUCAAAGCAGCAGCCAAGUUGGAUUACGUUCCGACAUCUCCAGCUCGUAAGGGAACGGUGGCGUGGGAGGACGAAGGACAGCGGGUUUUGGGGGCACACCAAGCGGUGGUGAGCAGCUUCAGACGCUUGAUUCAGAUCCCGGUUGUUCUGCUGUCAUUUGGGUUGUCGUUCUUCUAUCUUUCUGGUAUCAAGUUGUGA